Molecule: messenger RNA, 1453 nt
Organism: Talaromyces stipitatus ATCC 10500
Lineage: Eukaryota; Fungi; Ascomycota; Eurotiomycetes; Eurotiales; Trichocomaceae
Product: aldehyde dehydrogenase, putative
Exons: 4
Coding region: 1-1428 (475 amino acids)
Molecular function (GO): succinate-semialdehyde dehydrogenase (NAD+) activity
Source: RefSeq, a predicted model, not a curated record
AUGCAGGAUCCAAUUGCUGUAUCGCUCAUAAUUGAUGGUGUCGACGUCCGCGCACCUUCCAAUGGCUGCGUAUUCGAGGCGAAUUGUUCCGUUGCCUCCCAAGAUGAUAAGAUUCUCAUCCAGGGUGCUGACCCGAACCUAUGUGUCUUGGCUGUUGAGUCUUGCUCGAGAGCCUUUCAGAAAUGGAAGAAGACAUCACCUGAGCGUCGAAGAAAGCUGCUUCAACGUUUAGCACAGUUGAUCCGCGACCGAGCCGAUGAGAUUCGAUCUCUCAUAGAAAGCGAGAUUGAUUCAUCUAGGCAAUGGUCAGAGAUCAAUCUAGAAGCCGCUCUAGACUUGGUAGAGGAGAUGGCUGCACUUGUCACCUCUGAGACCAUGGCAGGAAGUAUACCCGUGACGAACAAUAGGAAAGCGCAGCCUAUGAUUUUUAAGGAGCCACUGGGCGUAGUCUUAGGUAUUGCACCUUGGAAUUCGCCUUUGGUACUCGGUCUACGAGCAGUCGUUCCGCCUAUUGCAGCCGGUAAUACGGCUAUUCUAAAGGGAUCUGAACUUAGCCCAAGGAUCCAUUACUACAUCGCGAAAUUGUUUCAAGAGGCAGGAUUUCCACCUGGAGUUCUCAACUUCAUACUCCAUCGACCUCAGGAUGCCUCGUUGACAUUCGAAAGUAUGAUUAGCCACCCCGCGGUUCGAAAAUGCAAUUUUACCGGAUCAACCCCGGUAGGGAAGUUGAUUGCUUCUCGAGCUGCCGCCGUCCUGAAACCUGUUCUGCUGGAAUUGGGCGGUAAAAACUUUGCAAUUGUGAUGGAAGAUGCCGACUUGGACAAGGCAGCACAACUGAUCUUGGCAGGUGCCUUUCUAAAUAACGGCCAAAUAUGUAUGUCAACAGACAUUGUCCUCGUUUCACGGCCAAUAUUGCCAGAAUUCCGAGAAAGGCUACUGUCACUACUGGACAAUGCAAGUAGCGACGUUACAAAUGUAAUUACACAGAAGAGCUGCUCCCGACUUCAGUCUCUGCUUGAAGAUGCUGAGUCCAAAGGGGCCGUCCUAACAAAGGGAACAAACAAGAACAAGCCUCCGAUCCCUGCGACGCUUAUCGAGGGGCUAACACCAGAGAUGGACUUCUACCAUUCGGAAUCAUUUGGUCCAUUACUAGGUAUAAUGGCCUUCGAUAAAGACGAAGAGGCGUUGAGGAUCGUCAAUAGCUGCCCUUUUGGACUUUCUGCUGCGAUUUUCACCCGCAAUCAUUUUCAUGGCAUACAGUUAGCCAGGGAAUUGAACGAUGGAGCCAUUCAUAUUAAUGGCAGCACAGUACACGAUGAGGCGACGCUUCCACAUGGAGGACGUGGAGACAGCGGUUGGGGCCGUUUUGGCGCACACUGGGGGUUGCAAGAAUUCUUGCAGACUAAAACAAUUAUAUUGAACAGGUAGCAACAAUCAUCUCCUAUGCUUAGAG